AUGUGCCCGGACAACUCCAUGUCAGCGGGAGGCUCUACGGUGCUGACGGACUGCAAGUGCAACGCUGGUUACGUGUGGGAGAACACGACAUCAACUCCGGUCAACGGAACGUGCACGUCAUGCGAGGCGGGCAAGUACAAGGACGAGCUAGGGACGGCCACGUGUACUGCCUGUCCUGUCAACUCCACAUCGGAGGUAGGGAGCACGUCGCUAAGCAACUGCACGUGUGUCGGGGGAUACUACGGGUCGAUGGGGAACUGCACCAUGUGCCCGGACAACUCCAUGUCAGCGGGAGGCUCUACGGUGCUGACGGACUGCAAGUGCAACGCUGGUUACGUGUGGGAGAACACGACAUCAACGUGCUCGGCAUGCAGCAGGGGGACCUACAGGGGCGAGAACGACACCGAGUGUCUGGCAUGCGAGGCCGGGAAGUACUCAUCGACGGAGGGAUCACCGGAGUGUCAGAUGUGUCCGGAGCAUGCAAGCUCGCUUGCGGGAAGCAUGGAGCUUACAGACUGCAUAUGCGACGCGGGGUACACAGGGCUGAACGGGUCGAACUGCACGGCGUGUCCAGCGGGACAGUACAAGGCGAGCAACGGGUCAUCGCAGUGUGCUCCAUGCUCCGCAGGUACCUACAAUAACGCGACGGGGGCCACCGUCUGCUCGGGCUCGUGUGCUGAGACCUUCACGUCACCGGAGGGGAGCUCAUCAGAAGAAGCCUGCGGCUGCGUACCCGGGCUGAGUCCAGUCAACGGAACGUGCACGUCAUGCGAGGCGGGCAAGUACAAGGACGAGCUAGGGACGGCCACGUGUACUGCCUGUCCUGUCAACUCCACAUCGGAGGUAGGGAGCACGUCGCUAAGCAACUGCACGUGUGUCGGGGGAUACUACGGGUCGAUGGGGAACUGCACCAUGUGCCCGGACAACUCCAUGUCAGCGGGAGGCUCGACAGUGCUGACGGACUGCAAGUGCAAUGCUGGUUACGUCAGCAGCUCAACAGACUGCCGUUGUGACUACGGUUCGUACGGUGAUGGCUGCCUGCCAUGCCCUGUCGGCAAGUACAAGGACAACAUCGGGUCCGAGGCCUGCCAGCAGUGCCCCCCCAACUCUACUUCGAGCACAGGCGCUCGCCACAUCGAAGAAUGUGCAUGUAAUGCCGGCUUCUUCGGGGUAAACGGCGGAGUCUGCGUGCAGUGUGAAAGUGGCAAGUACAAGUCCGUCGGUUUGCUCUGUGGUGGAUCUGAUUGUGCACCAUGUCCCGAUGGUUUCAACCUCACAGUCUCAUCCUCCACAGGUAGCGUGAGCAACGUCACUAUAGAGAGCAGCUCCAGCGGUCGUCUCGUCAUCUCGCAUACGGCUGACAUGCUUGUCGGAGCCUUAUACCGCUACAGCUGGUGCUUCCUCAAUCCUCCCCAGGGUCAGGAAUCACCAAAUAUCUUCAUCGAGGCCUCCGCCUCCUCCCAGGCAGGCAUAAGCUUCCAUCCUGCCCUCAUGCUCAAGGCGCCUGGUCGUUCUGCUCCCCUCGCUAUCGAUGGUCUCUCGCUGCUGCAUGCGACGCAGAGCGAUCCGAGUCAGGUGAGAGAAAGAGCUUGA
Messenger RNA from Guillardia theta CCMP2712, 1593 nucleotides. RefSeq lists its product as hypothetical. Gene Ontology annotation, biological process: axon guidance. Gene Ontology annotation, molecular function: transmembrane-ephrin receptor activity. Gene Ontology annotation, cellular component: neuron projection. The transcript has 4 exons. The record is from RefSeq and is a predicted model, not a curated record. Bases 1 to 1593 code for a protein of 530 amino acids. NCBI's taxonomy places the organism in Eukaryota, Cryptophyceae, Pyrenomonadales, Geminigeraceae.